AGUUUACAUACUGAUGAACUGGCACGUCCGGGAAUGGGGAUCGUAAUUCUGGGCGGGCCUCGACCUCGACGUAAUCUACAGAUACAGAAAAUACAUUUACGUGCGAUUUCUGCUCAUCACAUGUCUUCUCACUGCAUUCACAAUGCUAACCUGGGACGCCCUGCUCAUCGACGCCGGGAUCCCUCUCGCCCUCGAGCGUGGGAUCCACCCCGACCUCAAAACCGGCCGCCCAAUAGCACAAACGGAGAAUAGAGGCUACCCAGCAUACUUCGAGUCCCAUCUCAAUGACCUAGUCUUCGCCUCAGUCGUUCAGCUCGGCACCGAGAUCUCACCCACUAAGCAAAAACUACUCUCCUCAAAAAUCCUGAUGUGGAUCUUCCCACACACCUUCACCAUCUACUUGCUCCACGGCUUGAUCUUCUGAACGCUCGGCAGCUUGAUCGUGGUGCAGUUGAGUGCAGCGGGGGUGCCGUGUUGGGCUGCUAUGAUGGUAAAUGCGACGGCUUGUUGCGGGGCGCUGUUUCUUGUGUUGCCUAGCGACUGAAUCGUUGGGGAAGGGUGUUACGGGGACGCUGUGGCAUCUUGAGAAGGAGUUGCUGCCUAGUACGUAUCCGUAGGUGGGGUACUGAUCGUGCUAGUGCGAAUGACGAGCGGGUCGUCGAGAGCAGGUUCAGUGUUGAUGCGGAAGGUGGGAGGAGAGGUAGUAGCUGUUCUGGCUUUAGAUUAGAGUUGAGCAGAGUUCUUUUCAGCAUAUUUGUAG
This is a messenger RNA of Hyaloscypha bicolor E, 760 nucleotides long. RefSeq lists its product as uncharacterized. The coding region runs from base 143 to 424 and encodes 93 amino acids. NCBI's taxonomy places the organism in Eukaryota, Fungi, Ascomycota, Leotiomycetes, Helotiales, Hyaloscyphaceae. The record is from RefSeq and is a predicted model, not a curated record. The transcript has a single exon.